UGAGUUGUGAUAUGACACUUGACAAAUGUCAAUUGUUACCAAUCUGUAAACAGCAUAAAAAUGAAUAUUCCAUUUUGUAGUAUUAUUUAAGAACAUUAUUCUUAUUUUUUUAAUGUGAAUGGAGUAAGAAAUAAAACACAAUUUAAAAUGAGUUUCAUAACAACGGAACCUAAAGCCUUUUCGGGGUCAGAGAAAAAUUCCAAUGAAAAGGAUACCAAUGAAGACUUGGAGGUUGACAACUCACAAAGCGUGUUGCUCAAGAUAGCGACACUCUACGCUGAGCAGCUGAUGAGUGACCUCACCUUGGAAGUGGCUGGGGUGGGGUAUCCAGCCCAUAGACUCAUACUAUGUGCCAGCAGUGAGGUGUUUCAGGUAAUGUUAAUGAACAGAGAGUGGAGUGAGUGGCGCGAGAGUCGGAUUGUACUCCAGGAGACGCCCACAGCAGCUUCAGUUUUUCCACAUUUUCUAAAGUAUUUUUAUACAGGCCAGAUAAGGAUAUCAUAUCACACUGUGCUUCCCGUGUUAUCACUUGCUGAUAAAUAUAAUGUUAAGGAUCUGGUAUCAUUAUGCCUGAGUUACAUGUCGCAACACAUCGCGCACGCGGCCAAGCGCGGGCAGCUCAUCGCCUGGAUGCAGUACACAAUGGCAUGCGGACACAAUGAGGUCGCCAAGGCGUGCCAGAACUUUGUGAAGUGGAACCUGGAGUGGGUGUGGUCGGACAGCACCGGCGCGGAGACGGAGCUGGGCGAGCUGGAGGGAGAGACUCUCGUGGCGCUGCUGCAGCAGAGCGACCUCGUGCUGCACAACGAGAUGAGUCUCUACCAGUUCGUGGUCCGGUGGCUGAACAAGCAGCGCGAGAAGUUGGACGCGAGCGAUCUCAGCGAGGCCGAGAAGAAAUCGCAUUGGGAGUCACUCGUCGCAGCUGUCUUCUCGCAUAUUAGGUUUCCAAUGAUGUGUCCCAAACAACUUGCCAAGUUGCUGCUGUGCCCGCUGAUACAGGAGCACAAAGAGUUCUUCAUGGAGAGGAUGGCGAUCGCCAUGAGCUACCAGUCAGGUCAAUACGAGCGCGUAGCAGAGGUCCAGCAAACAGAAGCCGGGCGCAUGCUGUUCACGCCGCGCCUCUACACCGAAGACACCUGGGGUUCAGUGCUUGCAGUGGACAAUUUCCACUCCCUCCCAUGCUAUCAUACCAGGACCUUCAUAUUCUCCACCAGGCCGUCGAUAGCGGACGUGUCGCCGCAGGAGAAACUCCUCGAGUGGACGGUGGAUUUGUAUCCGAAGGGAGUGUGGUUUAGGAAGAGUUUGUUGAUCGUGUGGGCCGGGACUUAUGAUGUGCCGGAGGUGGUGUUGCGAACAGUUCGAAUCUCCAUCACGUGUCAGAACAGCCCCGAGCACACCGUCAGUCCGUACGGGCUGAUCCACCAGCUGGAGCCCGACGUCAGGGUCAAGAUCGGUAUCUUAGUGUGGGGCGUGCAGAAGGGCGUGGAACAUGUCUCCUCGGUGGUGGAGCGCGUUCAUCGAUUCUCAGCUCAGAAUAGGAUGCUGAACAUCGACGGCGCCUUAGACUUCGACUCGUUGAACACGCCGCUGUACUCUCCCGCCGCCGCGCCACACGCCGCCGCCACGCAUCCCGCCUCCGCCACACAUCCCGCGCAUGCUACCCCUGCUGGACUCAACCACAAAAGGUGUUCAAAAUGCACAGAGAGCUGUGAUUUCCCCGAACCAAAGCACCUGCUGGGACCCAACCGAGAUCAGCUGCGGGUAAGUGUAUUCGAUUCAGAGUGAUAUUGCUAUACACCAUCAUCAGACGUCAAGUAGCUUUCUUAACUGCGAAUAGUGAGAUUGUUUGGGUUU
Messenger RNA from Manduca sexta (tobacco hornworm), 1854 nucleotides. RefSeq names its product BTB/POZ domain-containing protein 17-like. The transcript has 13 exons. Bases 148 to 1785 code for a protein of 545 amino acids. Gene Ontology annotation, molecular function: protein binding. The record is from RefSeq and is a predicted model, not a curated record. NCBI's taxonomy places the organism in Eukaryota, Metazoa, Arthropoda, Insecta, Lepidoptera, Sphingidae.